Coccidioides immitis RS is the source of this 615-nucleotide messenger RNA. RefSeq lists its product as uncharacterized. NCBI's taxonomy places the organism in Eukaryota, Fungi, Ascomycota, Eurotiomycetes, Onygenales, Onygenaceae. The record is from RefSeq and is a predicted model, not a curated record. The transcript is spliced from 2 exons. The coding region runs from base 1 to 615 and encodes 204 amino acids.
AUGGAUGUGAAUAUCUGCAGUGCUCGUCGCUUGGCGGUUGCAUCUGGCGUCAUCGAAUUCAUCGCGGGAAAAUUCGCUUUCUGGCGGAGGAGGAAGCGUCGGAGAGCAAGACGAUGGGCAGAUGACCCUUACAGCCGUCUUGCAUCCAGCCCUCUGCAGCUGAGAUUGCAGAAGCUGAAGUUGGCAGAGCUGGCGCAGGUCGCUGCUCCAGGGGGCGAGAAGGCGGGUUGUCAUGUACCCUGUAUCGAUCACCCAGUCACGUUGCAGAAAGCCCGGGCGCCGGCGGCCAGACCGUCUAAAGGCGGAAGUGUCUUUUUCCCCGCAAAAGUGAUCUGUCUCGCGCUGAAUCUUGAGUGGGCGUGGGCAAAUUCAAAUUCCACCGGCCCAAUGCUUAAUGCCAACCUAAUUUCUCCCAAAAAGCCCAACGAGGCGUGCUCUAAACACGCUUCGCACACAGGUCACUCCUCGUCAGCAGGUGGCGGGGGAGAAGGGGGGAGCCUUCAGCCAAGUAUGUAUCAUGUCGAUGAAGUCCGCAGUCACGAUGCAGCGGAUGUAGGAGACGGUCUUCCGAGGAAAAAGAACAGCCCACACGGCCCUUGGGAGAAUUUCGAGUAG